This is a messenger RNA of Mangifera indica (mango), 1264 nucleotides long. RefSeq names its product transcription factor MYB46-like. The record is from RefSeq and is a predicted model, not a curated record. NCBI's taxonomy places the organism in Eukaryota, Viridiplantae, Streptophyta, Magnoliopsida, Sapindales, Anacardiaceae. Bases 36 to 989 code for a protein of 317 amino acids. The transcript is spliced from 2 exons.
AAAAAAUAAACUUGUUCAUCUAUUCAAUCACCAAAAUGAGGAAGCAUUCAGACCCUUCACCUAUGAAGACUACUUCCAACAAUGUUGUUAAUGGAAGUGGUGGUGGUGCCUCAGCUGGUGGCAAUAAGCUGAGGAAGGGCUUGUGGUCUCCCGAGGAAGACGACAAGCUGAUGAGCUACAUGCUCAACAAUGGCCAGGGUUGUUGGAGUGAUGUUGCUAGAAAUUCUGGCUUGCAGAGGUGUGGAAAAAGUUGCAGGCUUCGUUGGAUCAAUUACUUGAGACCUGACCUCAAACGAGGUGCGUUUUCUCCUCAAGAAGAAGAGCUCAUUAUUCAUCUGCAUUCUCUUCUUGGCAACAGGUGGUCUCAAAUUGCGGCAAGAUUGCCUGGCCGUACGGACAAUGAAAUAAAGAAUUUUUGGAAUUCAACAAUCAAGAAAAGGCUUAAGAGUUUAUCUUCAUCUUCAACAACAAUGCUCUCUCCAAAUAGUGCUGGUGAUAAUGCUUCGCCAAAUAUGGCUAAUUGCUUCAUGUCCAUACAUGAACAUCAACAUCAACAAGGCAUGAACAAGGAUAUGUACAUGAUGGAUGCAUCAUCAUCAUCAUCGACAUUGUCAUACAUGAUAGAUGCAUUGCCUCAUAAUAAUCAAGGGGUGCCCAACAUGUUUGGUAAUUAUUCAAGUGGGAAUUGGAGUAAUCGUCAGCAGGAGAUUUAUGUGCCUCAGUCGAUGGAGGGUAUAAGCAGCAUGGAGGGAAAUGUUAAUGCGAAGAUUGAGAAUAAUCAUAACAAUUUACAUGAUGAUAAUAAUGGUUUAAUUAUGAACAUGAAUAAUAAUAAUAAUAAUAAUAAUAGCGAAGAAGAAAUUUUAGGUGGGAUUGGAAGCUUUUGGCAAGGAUCAGAAGAGAUGAAAUUUGGAGAAUGGGAUUUGGAGGAGUUGAUGAAAGAUGUUUCAUCUUUUCCUAAUAAUUUCAUGGAUAUAUAUUCUCGUUGAUAUAUCAAUAUAGUAAGUCAUUAUUUUCAUUCCCUCAAAUUUCUAUUUUAUUUUAAAUCCUUUUUAUAAAUUUGAUCUUUCCCCUUUUCUUCUUCUUCUUCUUUUCCUAAAAUAAAAAAUACCCUUCAUACUUAUACCCUUCAAAUUACCCCUUUGUUAAUAGAUUAGAAGUGGAAAUUAAGAGUCAUGCAUGGAAUAAGGUUGAAGUAUAGUGGAUUAUUGACCAUUAUGAAAUUUAUGUAAUGUAUUUUUAUAAUGUAAUUAAGUAGAUAUCA